Molecule: messenger RNA, 351 nt
Organism: Macrobrachium nipponense
Lineage: Eukaryota; Metazoa; Arthropoda; Malacostraca; Decapoda; Palaemonidae
Exons: 2
Coding region: 1-351 (116 amino acids)
Source: RefSeq, a predicted model, not a curated record
AUGAGAAGAAAAACUGCCAAAAGCCUUCCAGAGACUCGCAGCAGAGCAGAGAACCAUCAACAUCAUCACCAUCAUCAUCAUCAUUUCUCCUGCAGGAGAGAGAACGAACGGUUUCUCGAAAGCCAGUACCACCAUCACCACCACCAGCACCACCAUCGAGUCGGGCUUAUGAAAUACCUUAAUUAUCUCGAGUAUGUGGCGACGCUCUCCCAACCCCCCCAACAACAGCCCCCCAACAACAACCCCCCAACAACAACCCCCCAACAAGCCCCCCAACAACAACAACCCCCCAACAACAGCCCCCCAACAACAUCCCCCCAACAACAGCCCCCUAAACAACAACAACAAUAA